Messenger RNA from Amphimedon queenslandica, 528 nucleotides. Its product is annotated as U6 snRNA-associated Sm-like protein LSm7. The coding region runs from base 68 to 394 and encodes 108 amino acids. Gene Ontology annotation, biological process: mRNA splicing, via spliceosome; nuclear-transcribed mRNA catabolic process. The record is from RefSeq and is a predicted model, not a curated record. Gene Ontology annotation, molecular function: RNA binding. NCBI's taxonomy places the organism in Eukaryota, Metazoa, Porifera, Demospongiae, Haplosclerida, Niphatidae. Gene Ontology annotation, cellular component: Lsm1-7-Pat1 complex; catalytic step 2 spliceosome; spliceosomal tri-snRNP complex. The transcript has 4 exons.
UGCCCGCCUACCCACGUGGAUCAACGUGGGUAUUACAGGAAAGAGGCAAGGCCAAUUAAAGGCUAUAAUGGCAGCAUCGGCACCUCCUGAUAAGAAAAGGCGAGAGACCCUCUUGAGUGCAGAACUAGGCAAAUACCUUGACAAGAGAAUUAGAGUUAAAUUCCAAGGAGGAAGAGAAACUAGUGGCAUAUUGAAAGGCUACGAUCAACUCCUCAACCUUGUACUGGAUGGUGCUAUUGAAUACUUGCAAGACCCAAAGGAUCAAUUUAAGUUGACAGACGAGACUCGUUCUCUUGGUCUCGUGGUCUGCCGUGGAACAGCUGUGGUGCUAAUAUGUCCAGCAGACACUAUGGAGCCUAUUGCUAAUCCAUUCUUACAACAAGAGCCAUCUUAAGAACAAAUAAUGUAUUAUUUAAUGGACAAACAUGUUUGGAUAGUAAUGUACUGUAUCAGUCUCUCUUAUUAUUAUUGUUUUAGUUUUUUCCUGUUGAGCCAAAUCCUCCAGAGCCUCGCUCUGUUGAAUCCAAA